Molecule: messenger RNA, 3237 nt
Organism: Bathycoccus prasinos
Lineage: Eukaryota; Viridiplantae; Chlorophyta; Mamiellophyceae; Mamiellales; Bathycoccaceae
Exons: 1
Coding region: 1-3237 (1078 amino acids)
Biological process (GO): interstrand cross-link repair
Cellular component (GO): nucleus
Molecular function (GO): 5'-3' exonuclease activity; flap-structured DNA binding; hydrolase activity, acting on acid anhydrides, in phosphorus-containing anhydrides
Source: RefSeq, a predicted model, not a curated record
AUGUCCAGCGGCGGAACAACGUGGGCGUCGCUCGGGAGACGAGACGAGAGGAAGAAAGACGACUUCGUUAAACGUGCGGUUGUUGGUGAAGAAAUAAAGACGAAAGAAAAGAAGAGAGACCUGAAGAAUGUUGUUGAAGAAGGGCAUCCAAAUCAUCAUCGUCGUUUGGAAGAUGUUGUUGAGAAAAAAUUGAAGAGUGCACACAAUCAGAAUAAGCAAACGAACAUUUCGUUCGCGCGGAUCGAUCGGAAAGAACACUUCGAAACGAUUAAAAAGGCGACGAGAGUUGAGACGAUUGAAUUAUCGGAGUGCGAUUUAGUGGAGGAGGAGGAGGACGACGACGGCGACGAUGAGGUGAAGAUUGUGAGUGAAAAUAGAGGGGAAAUUGCCUCGUCGUCGUCUCAAGACGACGCUUUUUUGCAGUUGCCGAAAGCGCUGAGACAGAGACCGGCGUUUAUCGACGCGUUGUCGACGAGAGAUGCGACGCGGGAAGAUGUUCUGAGGGAGGUGGAGGAGUAUGAAAAUAAAGCGAAAAAGUUGAGCGAGGAAUGUAGCAGAGCUGCAUAUAAACUCUGCGUUCGUAUCCGCGGGCGGGAAUACCAGGCGAGCGAAGUGAAGACAAAGUUGCCGAAGGACGGCGCGAAAGUUUACAUUGAGAGAGAUAUGGAGAACGUGUUUGACGCGACUGGGGCUAUGCAAAUUUUAGACGACGAGAAACGGGUGUUAGGAUACGUGCCGAGGAGAGUUGCAGGAGAAUUCGCCGGUCUCGUAGAUUUGGGAGUCGUGGAGGUUUCGGGGACGCUGAGAUACGCGAGAGAGGAAGGAACGGAUGAAAACGAAUCGUCGGCGUGGGUGGAAAUCGAGAUCAAAGUGUUGACGAAUAUAACGAACGUUUUCGGUAUUCAAAUAGAUACGCCGAGUAUAUUAAACGGACGAUUUGAAAGCGCAACUCGAGCAAACGCGGAAGAGUUCGAGAGCGAGUCCUGGGCUUGGCUGCGAACGAAAGACAAAAUCGUAGAGGCGAUAGCGGGAUUGACGAACGCCGAAUUUUUGCUUUCUGAAAAAGAAAAGGAAAUCCGGCAAAAGUUUAUCGAUGUUGUGGUGGAGGAAAGCGGUGGCAAUGAUGCGGCUUUGCUAGCAACGAGGCUUUUAGCGAGGGGACACGCUUGGAUUUCGGAUUAUGAGAAAAAAGAAUACGUGGCUAAAACGAACGAUGCGAUGAGGAAACUUGUACAGCACUCUUUUGCUUACGAUUUAUCGAGUAAUGAGAGUCAUGGAACAGACAAAGGGCUCGCGUAUGUUUUCGACCGCGAUUUUUGUCUCAAUAAUCUCACGGUAGAAGAGAUGAAGCACAUGAUGUCGUCGUUUCAAAAUGAAGGAAGUCUCCUAAAUGAACAUUUGAGGAAUUGGCGACAGGAAUAUAAAACGAAGGAUAGAUUAAUGAUCCCACUGCGUGCGCUCUAUUCUAUCGAUGAGAACAAAGAAGUCUGGAUGCAAAAAUGGAAGGAAUCAAAGGAGUCGACGCAUCCGAAUUGGAUCGUACUUUCGCCGACGUUUAUGACGCUCGUACGAAUCGCGAUAUGCGUGGCGUACCGCAAAAGACUUAGCGUCUCCUGCAUUUACGACGCCAUAUCGGGUGUGCGACGGUAUCCAAUGGUUUCUUCAAACAGGAAUAGCUCCGAGGUACUCGAGUCACCAUGGAAAUCGAGAGUAGAUAUGCUCGCAUAUUUUGAGGCCAUGGAAGUUUUGAGGGAUUUGGAACGUUUCAACGAGGCAAACGUGUACGGAUUUACAUUGAGUGUCGAAAAUGCACCGAAACUCAUAGAAAGAGGAAAAUGCGUCGAAACGAGCAUGCUCGAAGCGUGGCGAAAAGGAUCUGGGAUGAGUUACGAUGCAGAUUUGCUCGAUCCAAAGAAAGAUAUGGAACGGUUCAGUCAUCACGCCGUCGAGUGCAGAAUUUGCUACAUCUUGGUCAUUGCGCUGGAAAAGUUGGCAAUGGCGAGUAUAAAGUUGGUGAAUAACGUACCAAACGAGAUUCAAGGGCGCGCACAUCGUAGAUGCGCUGUAGGAUAUCUUACACGCGCUAUAAAUCUACUCCGUGCUUUGUUAGCGCAACCGUUUGAUGCGCGCCGUCGAGGUAAAUGGUACGAUAGAUUAUACGUCGACCUCGGACAUUUAAAGGAAUAUCAGAAACAAUUUGACGUGUGCAAAGCGGCUUUAGAGGAUAGCUGGGUUGUCUGGGACGAUCUCGCCAAUAUGCGCGAUAAAAUUUGCAGCAUAGCAUCGUCGAAAAACAAAGGAGUUAAGGUGCCUUCACGUUAUCAAUUGCCAGCAAAGUUCUCGAUGGCGGAAGAUAAACUUCACGGCGUGCCGUUGCCGCAAGAGUUCGUCGACAGGAAGAAAAGAGAGCAAGGUAACGCAGAAUGGAAAGGGACACGUAAAUUUUACGAUAUACGAGAUUUGAGCGCAGUAGAUACAAAUGGCAAACCUACAGAUGCGAUAGAUUUGACGGAAGAACUAGUUGUUCCAGCGGAGAUCUGGUCCGUGGAAGCGUAUUCGUUGGUCUUCUAUGAGCAAAAAUUUGGCUGGAAAGGCAUCCAUACUGAACUUUCGCUUUGGUACACGUUACUACCUUUACUAAAUCUCGACGUCUUCUUUCACAACGAGUUCAACGAUAUAGGAUUCAAUCCUUGGCCGUUAGAGUUUCAGUCUUUACCGCUCGAUUAUUCGGAACCGGAAUGGAUCUUACGACGCGAACGCGUAACGCAAGUCACGUUGGAGAAAAUUAGGAAAGGCCACGGCACGCGUUUAUUAGUUGAAAAUUGGGCGAAAUGGUACGGCACUGAAAGCCAUACCGUGCGUUGGACGACCGUGAAGGAGGGGUAUACCGGUACUGUGGCAGUUACAGAGCAAAAAAGACGAUUGAUGAGUCUCACGGAACUCUGUGAAGUCGUGCGAUGUUUCGACAACGAGCAGUUGUACAAAAUUUGUGCGAGGUGGAUUCUAGACCCAGUCGGUACGAUAGCUCAAGGAGGGAUGCCAGAUUUGUUCUUAUGGAAUCCGGAAAAAUCGGAAGCGAUGUGUGUUGAGGUCAAGUCCACGGGGGAUCAGAUCCAAAAUAAUCAAAAAGCUUGCAUUAAUAUGUUGAAAGAAGCAAACUUUUCGGUGAAGUGCUUAAAAGUUAACGAUUUCGUUUGCGAGUACGAUUGGGAUUCGGGAAAGAAGAAAAAGAAGUGA